Acanthosepion pharaonis is the source of this 1410-nucleotide messenger RNA. The record is from the annotation of a GenBank genome assembly. NCBI's taxonomy places the organism in Eukaryota, Metazoa, Mollusca, Cephalopoda, Sepiida, Sepiidae.
AUGGGAAAGGUUCAGAAGUGUGGCACAUGGGUACCGCAUGCUUUAAGUGACGACAACAAAGAUCAACGAGGCACAAUCUCCGCUGGUUUGCUUGCUCGUCACCGCUCAUGGACACAAGCAACGAUUUCUUUCAUCAAUAUGAAACAGCGCAAGGAAUGGCUUAGCCCCGGUAAACAAGCGACACCGCGCGUGAAACAAGAUCUACACCCGCGGUACUGGGAAAGAGAGGCGAGGGAUCAUCAGGGUAGACUCCCGUUCCUUUGCUUUGUAAUUUUUUCCUCUCUCUCUCUCUCUCUCUCUCUCUCUUUUUUUCUCGCCCUUCUUAAAGUCGUUCCCGCUGCCACACUCUUCUCAGUCUUUCCUCUGUUCACUUUCACCCCAUUCUCUCCCUUUCUCCACCUCUCUCUCUCUCUCUCUCUCUCUCUCUCUCUCUCUUUCUACGCUCUCCCUUCCUCUCUAUCUAUUUCUCUCUCUAUUCUUUCUCUCUUUUUGGAUUCAUUCUCUUCUUCUUUUCAUUCUCUUCCUUGUCUUCCUCUCUCCCUCUCUCACUUUGCAAGCUCAUGCUUUCUCUUCUCUCUCUUCUCUCUAUCACUCUCCCUAAUUCAGGAUCUUCUCUCUUUACUUUAUUUACCUUUGUCUCUUAUUACCCUUCCUGAAAUCUCUCUCUCUUUUUCUCUCUUUCUUCAUGGAUUCAUUCACACUCUCAGGCCUAGACACACUUUCCUUUUUUUUCUAUUCUCUCUUGUUCGACUCUCCUUUGUCUUUCAUGCGCGUCCUGGUCAUUCACUCGAAUUUCUCUUUCGUUCUUGCCAUUCUUUCUUCUUUCUACAUAUUUUUGCUUUGCAUGUUUUGCACUUGACAUUUUUGUCGUGUUUUAUACAGAAAAUAUUUUGUAUUCUCUUUUCUCUUUCACUUGCUCCGUUUAUAUCCCGGUUCACUGCUGAUCAGGACGACAAAGCCGGUGCUCCCGGUGUUGACACACACCCGCUAUUUUACUUAUUGUUUACUUUAUCAUAUUUGUAUUCUAUCUAUCUAUCUAUCUAUCUAUCUAUCUAUCUAUCUAUCUAUCUAUCUCAACAUGUUCAUUAUAUAACUCUCUGUCUCUCUGUAUUUUUUUCUUUCUAUCUAUCUCAACAUGUUCAUUAUAUAGCUAUCUGUCUCUCUUUAUUUCUUUUUCUUUCUUUCUUUCUUUCUAUCUAUCUCUCUAUCUAUCUAUCUCAACAUGUUCAUUAUAUAGCUAUCUGUCUCUGCUUUUCUUUUUCUUUCUAUCUAUCUAUCUAUCUAUCUAUCUAUCUAUCUAUCUAUCUCAACACAUGGGAGGAGAGUGAUUCUAUCUAUCUAUCUAUCUAUCUAUCUAUCUAUCUAUCUAUCUAUCUAUCUAUCUAUCUAUCUAUCUAUAUACAGCGGUAG